UUAAUUUUUUAUUAUACAAUUAAUUCUAUUACAAUUAAUUAAAUUGUAUAUAAUUAUUUUUAUAAUCAUCCCGAUCGUAAUAAUCGUGAUAGCUGACAGCACUCGCGCGAUAGACGCCGAAAAAGCGUUUAGACAUCGCGAUUGCUUCGGAGUCCCAGCUGAGUUAGAAGAGAAGAGGAAAUAAGAACGGAAAGACACUUUGUCGGCACGGGACGUCUCACGGAUAGAUGGAGCGCGAUGUGUGUGUGUGUGUGUGUGUUUGUGUGUGUCGGGUUCGGAAUCGCAACACAGGCCUGGCUGUGGACUGGGAAACGGUUGACCAAAGAAAGCGAUUGUUUAAAAACAAGAGACAAUCGCGUAGUCCAUGCUCAGAGACUCAGAGGAGUCAGAGAUCAGAUCGUCAGAUCAAAUUCUCUUCACAAAUCAGUGUACUGACGACCGUCGCACAGUGUAGACCUGCCGAAUUCAUGAAAGUGGAAGGCAAAAGAACUCGCAGACCUAGGAGUGACGGCUGCAUUACAUGCGUGCCAGAGACGGCACCGCUUCCAUAUAAAAAGAUUGGAUUGCGAUCGGAGCAUAAAAGGACGACGGCAGCGACGGCGCCGCUACCAGCGGAUGAAAGGACGAUAGCGACGGCGCCGCUACCAAUGGAUGAAAGGACAAAAGCGACGGCGCCGCUCCCGGUCCACGAGAAGAUAGCGACAGCGACGCCGCCGCUACCAAUGGAUGAAAGGAUGAUAACGACGGCGCCGCUCCCGGUCCACGAGAGGAUAGCGACAGUGACGGCGCCGCUACCAGUGGAUGAAAGUACGAUAGCGACGCCGCCGCUACCAGUGUAUGAGAGAACGGUGGCAGCAACGGCGUCGCUACCAGCGGAUGAAAGGAUGAUAGCGACGGCGCCGCUACCAGUGCACGAAAGGACGAUAGCGACGGCGCCGCUACCAGUGUAUGAGAGAACGGUGGCAGCAACGGCGUCGCUACCAGCGGACGAAAGGAUGAUAGCGACGGCGCCGCUACCAGUGCACGAAAGGACGAUAGCGACGGCGCCGCUACCAGUGUAUGAGAGGACGGUGGCAGCAACGGCGUCGCUACCAGCGGACGAAAGGAUGAUAGCGACGGCGCCGCUACCAGUGCACGAAAGGCCGAUAGCGACGGCGUCGCUGCCGGUGUACGAGAGGAUGGUGGCAGCGACGGCGCCACUACCAGCGCAUGAAAGGACGACAGCGACGGCGCCGCUACCAGCGCAUGAAAGGAUAUACGAGAGAUCAACAGCGACGGCGCCGCUAUUGACACAAGAGACGACGACAGCGACGGCACAUUAUAUGGCACAGGCUACUACUUGGAAGGGUCGAGACGGAAUUAACAAGAAAAUAACUCAAACGGUGCAUCGUCUAAUUCAAAAAGAAAAAAAAAAAUUAAGGAAGUACGCAUUGGAUCCACCGGCACCACCAGCGAGAAUGAUCGCAACCCCUCCUGUGCAAGGCUACGUCCCGGCACCGCCCGCGAUGCAAGCAUACGUCCCGGCAUCGCCCGCGAUGCAAGGAUACGUCCCGGCAUCGCCCGCGAUGCAAGGAUACGUCCCGGCAUCGCCCGCGAUGCAAGGAUACGUCCCGGCAUCGCCCGCGAUGCAAGGAUACGUCCCGGCAUCGCCCGCGAUGCAAGGAUACGUCCCGGCAUCGCCCGCGAUGCAAGGAUACGUCCCGGCAUCGCCCGCGAUGCAAGGAUACGUCCCGGCAUCGCCCGCGAUGCAAGGAUACGUCCCGGCAUCGCCCGCGAUGCAAGGAUACGUUCCGGCAGCACCCGCGAUGCAAGGAUACGUUCCGCGGUACUAUUAGUGUCACACACACACACACAAACGCACGCACACACACACACACACACACACACACACACACGCACGCACGCACACACACAUCAUGAACAGACAGGUACUCGCGCGCAUGCCCCCCUUCUCUCUCUCUCUCUCUCUCUCUCUCUCUCUCUCUCUCUCUCUCUCUCUCUCUCUCUCUCUCUCUCU
Monomorium pharaonis (pharaoh ant) is the source of this 2017-nucleotide messenger RNA. RefSeq names its product NAC-alpha domain-containing protein 1-like. NCBI's taxonomy places the organism in Eukaryota, Metazoa, Arthropoda, Insecta, Hymenoptera, Formicidae. The transcript is spliced from 3 exons. The record is from RefSeq and is a predicted model, not a curated record. The coding region runs from base 228 to 1835 and encodes 535 amino acids.